ACAACCCCUUCUCCACGGACAUCCGCAACAUAAAACAUCAAUUCGGACUACUACCUCUUUGACAGUCGUUGCUUCGGACAUUGAACAAGUAGAUAUUCUAGACUUUUUCUAGCUCACCUUUUCCCAUCGGAACUCAUUACUCUACACGAACUACAUCUUCACCAAUUCAACGUCAUCUCUCUCACAAGCACGAGUCAUGUUUCUCUCAAACAGAGCGCCCGAGAAGGCCCUUCCCCGCUUCCAGACAAACACGCCACUGGAUUCAACGUUCGAUACAGAUAUUCGGGAUACGCAUCUCAUCUAUGAUUAUGAUGCCGAAGACGCGGAGGGCAACCCGGAAAAGUGGAGGUACGAAAUGUGGUUCUUUUCCGAGGACCGUGUUGUCUAUGCCAUCCACGGUGGGCCCAUGAACGGCCGCAUAAACUACCAGACGGCGACUUAUCAAUGCAUUCGACCCGGUGAACUGUGGCAGGUCAACUGGUUGGAGGAGACGGGAACGGUCUGCUCCUUGGUGUACGAUAUUCCCAAGCAGAAGAUUUCGACUCUCAUCUCAUUCUCAAGAGGGCACUGGGAGAACCCCCAGGCGGCACAUGGUGAUAAGCGCAAUCCGGGAGACUUUGCGAGAUGGAGAGUUCUCUCGAGAUUCGGAAACCAGACAGAUAGGUUCAUGUUGUCUGAACAGGCAGAUAUUGUCGAAAACUUCAAGGGAAGAGGGGAUCUUGUGCCGAUCGAGGAGCACGCGAAAACGUUCUGAGUCUGUCUGCAAUGGGCAUUGUGCUUUUAAGAUGACAACCUGUAUAACUAAGAGCCGGAGUUAAAUCAAACAACAUGCACCCUACUGUUUCCCAUCGCAAUUGGCAGUGGGAACCCUGGUGUCAAGACCAAGUUCAUUCUACCGGCACACCUUCGUUCUGCCGAUUGACGGAUCAUUCUCAACAACACAUUUCAGACCAUUGCAACAUCUCGUGAAGAAGGGAUCUUUGUCGUUGCAGAAGUCUACACUGGUCAGGAAACUGCCUGAGAAGCGAGAAGAGGCAACCGAUUAUGGCACCUGAAGACUUACUAUCAGCGGUUCUGCAGUUAUCUUGACGUUUGAACAGAUCACCUCCAUCACCGUCCAGCUAAAAUGUAUUAGUUAGACACGAAAUGUUGACUGUAUUGAUUAGGAAGGCUUACCGAGCGCGAUACGGCAGCCGAGGUAACAGCCAUGAGUACUGCAAUAACGGCGAGAGACUUCAUGGCUUUGGCUAAGAGGACUUAUGAGGAAGAAAAAUACUUUAGGACGUGAGGAAGCAACAAAGAUGAGAUUGUAGGAACGCAAGCUGUAAGGCUCUGGAAGGACUGAAUAAGCAUCUGUUUGAUGGUCAAAAAGGAUUCCUUUCGUUUGGAUGGCAGUUGUUCACUCGCUUUUUAUAUCUAUUUUCUAAGGGUCGAAUCCCCAGAUUCCUGUCAACCCAGCCCGGCAUCCUGGCUCAGGGACUUGGCAGUUUGUGGAGUCUCUACCUGCCGCGGUAUCAAGUAUGCUUGAGCAUAGUUGUCCAGAAUAGUUUGUCAUACCAAACGACCGGUAAAGUCUAAUAUCAAGC
Molecule: messenger RNA, 1586 nt
Organism: Colletotrichum scovillei
Lineage: Eukaryota; Fungi; Ascomycota; Sordariomycetes; Glomerellales; Glomerellaceae
Exons: 1
Coding region: 197-754 (185 amino acids)
Molecular function (GO): carboxy-lyase activity
Source: RefSeq, a predicted model, not a curated record